UAGAUAACCGCCCUCUUUUUUUUUUACUGUGUUGCAAAAAACUUUAUCCAAUAAUUUAUCAACAUAAAGUUUACUCUCAAUCAAUUCGGACUUUACAUUCAAUUUACUCCAAAUCAAAUCAAACCAGUUAUUUUUACAUUUACACCAAUGGGAGAGCCCGAAAACGAGUUGGCAGCUAAGCUCAACAGACGACAGCAGCUGAACGAUGAAGAAAUUGCCCCCGAAAUGGUACAAGUGAGGCGCAAGGGCUCCCUGUACACAAAGAACUCCGAUAUUCCCAAGAAGACCAUCGACGAUAUCAGCAAAAAAUUCAGUGAAUUUGACGAUGAUGGGAACGGACUGCUGGACGUGUUCGAGCUGACUCGCCUGUUUGAGAAGUUGAAUGCACCCCAGACUAGAACUGCAAUAAAGGCGAUGGUGGCCAAAGUGGACAAGGACGGAGACGGGGCUGUGAAUCUGGAGGAGUUCGUCCAGUUGUUCAGAGAGGCAGCCUCGGACCAGUUCGACGAUGACUCCAUAUUCAAGAAGUUCGCCGCUCUCACCGAAGUGGACGUCGACGAGGUGGGUGUAAAGGGGGCGCGUGACUUUUUUGCGGCCAAAAGUAGAACAGCUCAAGACAACAGCCUCGCAGCCCAGAUAGAGAUGGAGAGGGAGGAGGCGAAGAGGAAAGAGAAGGAGAAGCAGGAGAGGCGGGAGAAGAUGGACCAACUCAGACAACGAUUCGACUCCAAGUCCGAAAUUUGAUCAAGUACAAGCACUGUAGUUGGAUCGGGUCCUUGGCACAAAAUGACCUCAAAAUUUGCAAAUUUGUACAAAAUGGUACCACAAGACACAAGAUUUAAAUGACAUGCUUUUUGGUAUACUUGCUAGAGUUUUUUUUCAUAUGUUUGUGAAUGGCUAUCUCGAUGAUUUCAAUUUUUAAAAUUUCCAAAAUUGGAAAACACUCAAAUUUGUUAAAUUGUGUAGUUGCAAAAAGUUCGACCAUCUCCCAUGCUUGCUUUUUAUAGGGAGCCAACUACCAAACUUGUACCUUUGACCAGCUUUAUUAUUUCGAAAAAAACUUCCAAUUCUUUCCAAAAACAAUUCAGACGGCCCGGGCUACGUAAAAGCUGAUCAAUUGUAAAAGAUCAUCGAUUCGGGCAAUUGUAAAAUUCUUUAAUUCGAUUGAAUUUUAAAUUAAUUGAAAUUUUACAGACGCAGAUAUAGAAUAAAAUAAUAAUUGACCAAUUGAUAACUA
Molecule: messenger RNA, 1237 nt
Organism: Symsagittifera roscoffensis
Lineage: Eukaryota; Metazoa; Xenacoelomorpha; Acoela; Convolutidae
Product: EF-hand domain-containing protein D2 homolog
Exons: 3
Coding region: 148-744 (198 amino acids)
Molecular function (GO): calcium ion binding
Source: RefSeq, a predicted model, not a curated record